This is a messenger RNA of Gloeophyllum trabeum ATCC 11539, 615 nucleotides long. RefSeq lists its product as uncharacterized. The record is from RefSeq and is a predicted model, not a curated record. Lineage: Eukaryota; Fungi; Basidiomycota; Agaricomycetes; Gloeophyllales; Gloeophyllaceae. The transcript has 2 exons. The coding region runs from base 1 to 615 and encodes 204 amino acids.
AUGGACAGGGCCGUCAGAUCGUGCAAGUUCCGCGAGUCGGAAUGCGCCUACAGGACGGGACUCAGACCUGCAGAGGCAGCAGGCAAAUGUUUCCCGUUGUCGAAGGUCGUGACGUGGCCGUCGCCGCUCGAGCAAGAGGAAGAAGAAAAUGAAGACGAGGACAAAGAAAAGGACCAAUCAAACGAGAAAGAAGCAGACGAAGGGGAUAGCCAAUCCGUCCUGUCUCCAGAGGACUUCGCCAACCAGCAACAAUGUCCGCUGGGUUGUGGCUACACGUUCCACUUUUCAUCCUAUGGGAGACUGCUAGAAACAGAGGCGAUAUAUAGCAUAGCUGUCGAGCGACUCACUGGCUGCGGGCCUACAAUAUGCCUCGAGUCAGACCCGACCAAAGACGAAACCGUCGGGCUCGCCCCUUCCGCCAAGCGUCGAAGGACAGGUGCAAUACCAUUUGCAAGAAACGCGAACAACAUUCACACACGACCUCCGACGGCGGAGGGCAAAUCCAAGGAAGUGAGGAAAAGAAUCUGGAUGGCCGACCCGGAUGCCACAGACAUCAAGCCGAAGUCUGUGACUUCAGACAUGCCGCAAAUGCAGAGCAAAGAUAACGCUGGAUAA